This is a messenger RNA of Ambispora leptoticha, 849 nucleotides long. The record is from the annotation of a GenBank genome assembly. NCBI's taxonomy places the organism in Eukaryota, Fungi, Glomeromycota, Glomeromycetes, Archaeosporales, Ambisporaceae.
AUGCCGAGAAAUCUUCACAAGCUUUUACUUGUAUUCAUUCAUGGGUUUAAAGGAGACGAGCAAACUUUUAAAGACUUUCCAGAAUGGCUCGCCGUGACAAUGAACAACCAACCAAACCUUAUUACCGAACCAAUAGUCUUUAAACAGUACGAAACACGUGGUCAGCUGGGGCAAGCUGUGGAUAACUUUUGUGCAUGGCUUGAUGAUGAGGUGAAAUCACAUGAAGAGGCAAAAAUACCAAUUGAUGGCAAGAAUGUAUCUGUUCCUGUUUGGGUUUGUUUGCUUGGUCAUUCGAUGGGUGGUUUGGUAGCUGCGGAUGCUAUUCUAAAGUAUAGGGAAUUAGGCGCGAAAAAAUCACCAAAGAUCAUAGGACUUCUCGCUUAUGAUACUCCUUAUUAUGGACUAGCCUUUGAGAUGGGUGGAUUUGGUGCAUUAAAAUGGACCGCGGCUGCUUUGGCCGUUGGUGCUGUCGGUGCAAUGACAUACAAACAUAAAGAUAAACUGGGUGUGGGCAUGGAUUGGGUUAGUGAUCAUUUGAAGUUUGUUGGUGUAUUAGUGAAAAGGGAUGAAUUGAAAAAGAGACUUGAUACGUUAAUACAAGAUCCUAAGCUUAUAUUUCAUUGUUUCUAUACUCUGAUCCCCGCCAAGAAUUACGGUGAUAGAACGAAAACCUUUAUCUCUCUUCCACCAGAACACAUGCGUCAAUACUUCUCGCCAUACGAGUGUGAAGUAAGCGAUGAGAUUGAAGCACACGUUUCCAUGUUUGAUCCAAAAACCAAUCAUAACUAUUAUAUUUUGGCUCAAAAUACUACGUCUCAAUUGCUAAAAAUGUUGGAAAAUUUCGAGUAG